AUGGAAAAAGGCGUAGGCGUUUGGCUCCGUGACCAGGAGACGGACGAGUGGCACCGUGCGACGGUCGUCCAGCUCGGCGAGCCACAGGACGGGUCGGGUCAUCGCCAAGUGACGCUGCGCGCGAGCGAGGGGCCGCACGCCAAGACGGACAAGACGAUGGUGAUGGACGUGCACGCGCUCGAGAACGAAGAGGUGGAGGGCGUGCUGCUUGCCAACAGCAGCGACAUGGACGUUGUCGAAGAUUUGAUCCAGCUGCCGCACCUUCAUGAGCCAGGAAUAUGCCACACGCUGGGCGAGCGGUUCAAGAUCAAUGAGAUUUACACGCUCACGGGCGAGAUCUUGCUCGCGAUCAACCCGUUCCAGCAUCUUGGCAUUUACACGGACAAGAUCACGCGCAAGUAUAUCCGUAACGGAGACAAGCGCGUGCUGGGGCAAGAAGUGCCCGACAUGCCACCGCACGUCUACAGCAUUGCUGAUAAGGCUUACCGCUCGCUGAUGAGUCCGAUUGGGCACGGGGCGCGUGGAAGCGCUGCGAAUCAGUCGAUUCUCGUCAGCGGGGAGAGUGGAGCUGGUAAGACGGAGACCACCAAGUUUGUCAUGAACUACCUUGCGACCAUAUCGCAACACAAGAGCACGUCUGCAGAAAGCAGCGUCAUGAAGCAGGUUCUGUCGUCGAAUCCGAUUCUGGAGUCGUUUGGAAACGCGCGCACGAUUCGCAACGACAAUAGCAGUCGUUUCGGAAAGUUUAUCAAGAUGGAGUUUUCGACCGAGGGAAGUCUUGUGGGCGCUUCAAUCCAGACGUAUUUGCUCGAGAAAGUGCGUUUGGCUUACCAAGCCGAGUCGGAACGGAACUACCACAUUUUCUAUGAGAUUAUUGCUGGUGCUACUGCGGAGGAGAAGAAGAGAUGGAACCUGAAAGCAUUGACCACAUUUCAUUACUUGAACCAAAGCACGUGCGUUAAGCGAAAGGAUGGCGUCAACGAUGCGGAUCAGUUUGUAGUGUUGAAGGCCGCUAUGCAGACGAUGGGCUUCAACGAGGACGAUAUGGAGAGCAUCUUCGUCACUAUUUCAGCCCUGCUGCACAUUGGCAACUUGGAGUUUGACGAGAUACAUCAAGCCUCCGGCACGGAGGGUUCAGAGAUUUCGAACACGUGUGUCGACUCGAUGCAGGUGGUACUCGACUACUUGGAGACCGACAAGCAAGGUCUUGAGCAGGCAAUAUGCAAUCGCAAUAUCCAAACAAAGGACGAACAUUACUCGAUCGGUUUGCUGCCAAGUGCUGCUGAGAACGUUCGUGACGCUCUUGCUCGCUUCUUAUACGGAAAGCUGUUUGACUGGCUUGUCUGCCGUAUCAAUGAUACCGUGGAAAAUGAGACCCGUGGUGUCCCGUUUAUCGGUCUUUUGGACAUUUUCGGUUUUGAAGACUUGGAGCACAACUCGUUUGAGCAGUUGUGCAUUAAUUAUGCGAACGAGACUCUACAGCAGCACUUUAAUUUAACUGUGCUCCGAAUGGAGCAAGAGACGUACGAGAAGGAGGAGAUUCAGUGGAGCUUUAUCAACUUUCCAGACAACGGUCCAUGCAUCGACUUGAUUCAGAGCAAGCCGUUUGGCAUUCUUCCGGCUCUUGACGAAGAGUGCAUUGUUCCGCAGGGCAACGAUCAGAACUUUUCACGAAAGCUGUAUCGCCAACACGGUCAAAAUCCUCACUUUAGUGCGAGCAAGACGGAAAUGGCCAACCAUUUGUUUGUCGUGCACCAUUACGCAGGCGCAGUUACGUAUGAUACGUUUGGGUUCUGCGAGAAGAACAAGGACAUUUUGUACCCUGAGAUUACCGCUAUCAUUGAGCGAUCGUCGAAGCCUUUUGUGCGUGGACUUUUGCAGGUUUCUGCCGAGACCAAGGUAUCGGUUCGGAAGCCAAAAGGCAGGGCCUCGAGCAAUGCCACCCGUGUGAGUUUGGGGUUGCAGUUUCGAAAUCAGCUGAAGACGCUGCUGGAAACGAUCAAUGUCACGGACUGUCACUACGUGCGCUGUCUGAAGCCGAACGAUAAGGCCGAGGCCAACUUGUUGAUGCCGAAGCGUGUGUGUGAUCAACUAAAGGCUGGUGGUGUGCUAGAAGCUGUGCGCGUCAACCGUGCUGGUUAUCCUGUCCGCAUUGCCCACCAGCAGUUUAUCAAGCGUUACCGUCCGCUGGCAAAUGGUGAGUAUUUGCAACGCAUUCCAGCUGAAUCAGCUGAAGAAGUCUUUGAUAGCAACGAUCGAAAGGAAGCCGCAAGUCUGUUGGUGGAGUUUUUGCUGAAGGCUCAUGCCGGACGGUACCCGGAGCUCGCAGGUGCGCCGUCGGCGAACAAACAGGAGACGGCUGUCACGGGCAUUCAAGUCGGUCUUACCCGUGUGUUCUUUCGCCGUUCGGCCAUUCAGUUUGUGGAGGCUCAAUUGGCCAAACGUUAUGGUGAAUUUGUGGUGCUCAUUCAGGCUGCUGUCCGCGGCCUGAUCGCCCGACGCCACUAUGCUCGCAUGCAGGUGUCGGCUGUUGUCGUGCAAAAGGUGAUCCGUGGGUUCAAUACUCGUUGCCGAUUCUACGUGCUGCGAGAAAACCAUCGUAAAAAGCAGGCUGAGAUAUUGCGUCAGAAGAUGCUUGCAGAGAAGAUGCUUGCAGAGAAGACGCUUGCAGAAAAGAUGCUUGCAGAGAAGAAGAAGCGCGAAGAAGAACGGCGGGCUAGUGAAGAGCAGCGUUUGAUCGACAAGAAUCGCAAGGCUGCUGAGCUGGAGGAGCAGAACCGUCUCACUGCUCAAUCGGCGUCAUCUGAUCCAGUGUCGGAUGAUUCGUCGGAAGGAGACCGCGGUUCAUCCAUGAAAGUCCCCAGUUAUUCCGGAGGCUUGAACGAGGGACUUGGCAAUCGCACGGUAUCUCGUUUCCGCUUUACAAAGGAUUACACUGACGACGACCAGUUGAUGCCAAACACCUCCCGACAAGUGGCAAUGGACCCGGGCGACACUGUGCUGCACGUGGCUGCAAACUGCUGCAAUGAGCAAGAUGUGUUGAAGCUGCUCCAGAAUGGAUCCGACAUCAACGCAUGCAACCGUCGAGGGCGUACUCCGUUGCACACUGCGUCGCUUUAUCAGAACGUUGAAGUCGUCGGCAUCCUUCUGGACUGGGGUGCUGACCAUAUUGUUCAGGAUAACGAUGGCAACACGCCUUUGCAUUUGACCAAGGAGCCUCGUAUUGCUCGAAUGCUACUGGAAGCUGGUUGUACGCCCAACAUUGUGAACGCGGACGGCCGGACUGCCCUGAUUGAUGCCGUGGACCGUGGUGACGCUAAGACUGUAAAACUGCUGCUGCACUUCAAGGCGGACGUGUUGUUCCGAGAGCUGAAGCACCAUCAGACAGCACUACACUUGGCAGUCCGGAAGGGUCACUACCAAAUUGUGAUGGAAUUGUGCAAGUCUGACGACAUCCAGGAUUUGAUUCUUUUGACGGAUCGCAAUGACAACAACGCGCUGCAUUUUGCCGUCUCCCGCGAUCGUAAGAAUGGAUACCGCCUUGUAGAUUACUUGAUCAAGCAUGGCGGUGAGGUCGACAAGGUGAAUGCCCGUUUCCAGACUCCGUUGGUGGUUCACAUUAUGACAACUCGUCAGACUGACUCGGCUAUCACAGAACUGUUUCUCGUGAGAGGAGCCGACGCAAACGUUCACCUGGCCGAUGGGUCCACGCUUCUCCACGUCGCCGUGGAGCGUGAGCUGAUUGAUAUUGCUUGUGUGCUGAUAAAGUUUGGUGGAUCGCUGAACGCGCCUGACGCCAAGGGGCGAAUGGUGAUUGAGGUGGCGAACAAAAAGUAUUUGAAGAAACUAUUUAGCGCGGUCACGCAACCUCCCACGUGGAUCGACGAGAAGGAGCGUCGGUCGUGCAUGCUCUGUGGAUCUAACUUUAAGUUCGGCAAUCGUCGUCACCACUGCCGGCACUGCGGGCGGGUAUGCUGCUCUGACUGCUCGGCAUUUACGGUGGAAAUGCACCGGUUUCCGAAGGAGUUCCCUGGACGCACGACUAGUGGCGGCAAGCAGGUAAAAGACCCACAGCGCGUGUGCCGUACUUGCCAUGCCGUGUUUAAGAUGCGAAGCGCUCAGAAGGAGUCCAAAUCAGGCUUUAUGGCGCGCGUGCUCGGGUACGAGUGGGACGAGAUUACUGCGACGAAUUGA
Molecule: messenger RNA, 4194 nt
Organism: Hyaloperonospora brassicae
Lineage: Eukaryota; Oomycota; Peronosporomycetes; Peronosporales; Peronosporaceae
Source: the annotation of a GenBank genome assembly